Messenger RNA from Scedosporium apiospermum, 759 nucleotides. RefSeq lists its product as uncharacterized. The record is from RefSeq and is a predicted model, not a curated record. Gene Ontology annotation, molecular function: cellulase activity. The transcript has 3 exons. Bases 1 to 759 code for a protein of 252 amino acids. Gene Ontology annotation, biological process: polysaccharide catabolic process. Lineage: Eukaryota; Fungi; Ascomycota; Sordariomycetes; Microascales; Microascaceae.
AUGAAGGCUUCCACUAUCCUUGGGUUCUUCUUGGCCGGCCUGGUGGCUGCGGUCGACCCAAUUGAGAACUGCAUAGCGAACGGCACUAUUCAGGCGAAUGGCUAUACUCUCCGCAACGCUCAAUUCAACCCCCAGGCCAUUGGGAAUCAAUGCAUCAGCGAUCUCUCCCCGGUAGAGGCGCCAUCUCUCGCAUGGCCGACGCAUUGGAAUUGGGCGGCGAGCCACUCGGAAUCCGCGACAUCCUUCGCGAAUGCCCAGCUUAAUUUCGCUGCGACUCCGCUCUCGUCAAUCGCCAGCAUACGUAGCAACUGGUACUUCACGUCUCAAAUCGAUCCGGAUAGUGUGGCCUCCAUCGCCUACUAUCUCUUCGCCGGUGCCACCUGCAACGGUCCUCCGGCUUUCGAGAUUCAGAUCCGACUGGCGUCAUACGGCGAGCCACCUAUCGUUUCCUCCCUGGGCGACGAGGGGAGCCCGAAACCGGCCUACGUCAUCUGUUCGAGAGGUGUAUCGUACCGUUUAUACAAGGGGACAGAGCGAGGCCUGACUGUGUUUACAUUUGUUGCGUCUGGUAAUCUGGACGAGUAUUCUGGGGACCUAAGGGUUUUCCUCCGUAUCUUGGAGAGCAAAGGCGAGCUGCCGGAGACGCAGUGCCUAACUCGGAUCCAUGCGGGAGCCCAGGUUUUCGAUGGAGUUGGGGCAUUGAAGACACUAAUAUAUUCCACUUCGAUCGGUGUAUCUAGCUACGGUGUAAUAAACUAG